AGGUCAUUAGAGGGCUAAUCCAAAUAAUCUAAAAAGAAAAAUGGCCAUAUCCCGGCAAAUUGUAACAAAAGUUAUGGUAUCAACUUUUCACCUGCAUUCGAAAAUAAAUGGCACAUUUCUGGAAGCCGGGAACUGAGCGACCCCGUCUAGUCGACGACGAAGACGGCGGUGUCCUCCUCUACUCGUCCUCACCUUCAUUCUCAUCCGGAUUCGGAUAUGGGAAUAUAGAGAAGCAGAGACAAAGGCUUCCGGUGUACAAGUACAGAACUGCCAUCCUCUAUUUGGUGGAGACACAUUCCACCACUAUCAUUGUGGGCGAGACAGGAAGCGGAAAAACAACUCAGAUUCCUCAGUAUCUUAAUGAAGCUGGGUGGGCAGAGGGAGGGCGCCUAAUUGCUUGUACCCAACCUCGGAGAUUGGCUGUGCAGGCAGUUGCAUCUAGGGUUGCUGAAGAGAUGGGAGUAAAACUGGGUGAGGAAGUAGGAUACACAAUCCGAUUUGAAGAUGUUACUAAUACAGACUUGACAAGAAUUAAAUUCUUAACUGAUGGAGUAUUGCUGAGGGAAAUGAUGGAUGAUCCUCUACUGAGCAAGUAUAGCGUGGUAAUGGUAGAUGAAGCUCACGAAAGGUCUAUUUCCACUGAUAUCUUAAUUGGACUUCUGAAAAAGAUUCAACGACGCCGGCAUGAGCUGCGUCUUAUCAUUGCUUCAGCUACAAUAGAAGCAAGAUCAAUGUCGGAUUAUUUUAAAACCAGAAGGCGUCUACAAGAUCAGGAGGAGAAAGGACCUAGUAGAAAACCUACCAUUCUUUCAGUAGAGGGCAGGGGAUAUAAUGUGGAGGUUUUUUAUGCUGACAAUCCUGUUCCUGAUUAUGUCCAAGCUGCUGUUUCAACUGUGUUGUCAAUCCAUGAUCAUGAGCCAAUGGGAGAUAUCUUGUUGUUCCUCACUGGUCAAGAUGAGAUUGAAACUGCAGUUCAGAUGCUUACAGAUGAAACCCAAAGUAAACAGAAACAAGGACUGGUUGUUGUACCACUAUUCUCAGGUCUUUCACGAGCUGAUCAGGAUAUUGUGUUCUCUCCAACUCCCAGAGGAAAAAGGAAAGUGAUAAUAUCAACAAAUAUUGCCGAGACUUCAUUAACUUUAGAGGGUAUUGUUUAUGUAGUUGAUAGUGGGUUUUCAAAACAACGGUUCUACAAUCCGAUUUCAGACAUUGAGAACUUGAUAGUAGCUCCCAUAUCCAAGGCAUCCGCCCGACAAAGAGCUGGUAGGGCUGGAAGAGUUCGACCUGGAAAAUGUUUCAGGCUUUAUACUGAAGAGUGUUAUAUAAAUGAGAUGCCUUCCCAGGGAAUUCCAGAGAUACAGAGGUCAAACCUGGUUUCAUGUAUUAUUCAGUUAAAGGCCUUGGGGAUUGACAAUAUAUUAGGCUUUGAUUGGCCUGCAUCUCCAUCACCUGAAGCAAUGAUUAGAGCACUCGAAAUAUUGUACUCUCUUGAGGUCCUUGAUGAUGAUGCUAAACUCACUUCACCUACUGGAUUUCAAGUCGCUGAGAUUCCAAUGGACCCAAUGAUCUCAAAAAUGAUUUUGGCUUCAAGUGCUUCUGGAUGCUCCGAGGAAAUAAUUACCAUUUCUGCUGUUCUCUCAGUACAGUCCAUUUGGAUUUCCCUGAGAGGAGUACAAAAGGAAAUGGAUGAAGCCAAGUCAAGAUUUGCUGCAGCUGAGGGUGAUCACGUGACUUUCUUAAAUGUGUACAAAGGAUUCAUCCAGUCAAAACAAUCAUCGAAGUGGUGUCAAAAUAAUUUUAUUAACUAUCAUGCCAUGAAAAAGGUUAUGGAAGUUAGGGAGCAGCUUAGAAGGACUGCACUGCGCUUGGGCUUGAGCUUGAAAUCUUGUGAGGGGGACAUGCUGGUACUAAGGAAGGCGAUUACAAUGGGUUUUUUUGCUAAUGCGUGUCGUUUGGAACCAUAUAGUCACAAUGGCAUGUACAAGACAAUAAGGAGUUCUCAAGAAGUUUAUAUUCAUCCUUCAUCUAUUUUAUUCAGGGUGAAUCCGAAGUGGGUAAUAUACCAAACUCUAGUUUCCACAGAUCGGCAGUACAUGCGAAAUGUGAUAUCAAUAGAUCCAUGUUGGUUGAGAGAGGCUGCUCCACAUUUUUACCAUCUGCAACACCCCAUCUCUUCUAUCCCUCAUUGAUUUAUUCUCUUUUGUCCACCCUCCUUUGAAGUGUAAUGUGAUGUGUAUUGCAUUUAUAUACGAUAUUAGCUGACAUAUUUACUACCUACUUAUACAGUUAUACAUUAUGUAAUAACUAUAAAAGGGACCUCACCCUGGUAGUUUUUAGGGUCGUGCAAGGAUUAGGAUUUCACUUUGGUAGCAGCUGCUGUGCAGCUAGAGUUCACCUAGGGCUGUGGCGGUGUGGGGGUUGGGAAGGUGGGGUUGGGUUGUGGCACAAGCAAUGAUAGGUGGAUUGUUGGUGGAGGGACAGAUCAACGAGGGUCACUAGGGGUGGUGACUGGUGAGUUCACAUGUGGUGGGCAAUUGUACUAGGGGUAUGGGUGGACCCUAUCCUGGUCCGGUCUUGGUCCCGGUCCCGGACUGGCCAGUCAUGGUCCCCUAGAAUUGAAGCCCAGAAUCGAUCCGGUUUUACCGGUUUUGGUCUGGUCCCAGGUACUUGGCUGGUCUCGGCCCCAGGUUGGUUUGUGCAUUUUUUUUGUAAAACAAAUAACAAAUGCUACACAUUCAAAAAUGAAUUGUAGAUUUAUUUGAAGCACUAAAUUGAAUUGUCGUAUUAGACAAUUACAUGAACUAGUAGUAAUGAUGUUUUCUUUUGGAC
Molecule: messenger RNA, 2829 nt
Organism: Cuscuta epithymum
Lineage: Eukaryota; Viridiplantae; Streptophyta; Magnoliopsida; Solanales; Convolvulaceae
Source: the annotation of a GenBank genome assembly